UUUUGACCUCUCAGGAUUUCAGUGGGUACAGACAAUGAUAUUCGCCAUUGAAGAAAUUAAUAAAGACCCGGCACUGCUUCCUAACACAUCUUUGGGUUAUCGGCUCUAUGACAACUGUGUGAACUUGGGAGUUGCUCUCAAAGCGGCCACCAGUUUAAUUGCUGGUGAAGAUGACACUAUUCUCGACUACAACUGCCAGGGGCUGCCUCCAGUUGUUGCUAUUGUCGGAGAUCCUGGAUCAACACAUUCGAUUGCAAUACUUAGCAUAUUGGGUUUAUUCAACAUUCCACUGGUCAGCUACUAUGCCACAUGUUCCUGUUUAAGCAAUAAAUAUGAAUACCCAACAUUCUUUAGAACAAUCCCAAGUGAUGCCUUUCAGGUCAAAGCCAUAGCAGAAAUCAUUAAACAUUAUGGGUGGACAUGGGUUGGUGCAUUAGCUAGUGAUGAUGACUAUGGGCAGAAUGCUAUCAAGUUCUUUAAAGAAGAAAUAAAUACUUUUGGCUGCAUUGCAUUUAUGGAAGCCAUCCCCAAAAUACAUCAGAAAGAUGUGAUACAGAAUAUAGUAAAAACUAUAAAACAAUCAUCUGCUACAAUUAUUGUGGUAUUUUGCUCUGAAGUGGAACUGCUUGCUGUGGUGAAAGAAGUUGUUCACCAAAAUAUAACAGGGCGGCAGUGGAUUGCAAGUGAAGGUUGGAGCACUUCCACGGUGUUGGCCAGCAGCAACUACUUUGGUUCAUUUGGUGGAACACUGGGUAUUGCAAUACGCAGAGGGGAAAUUCCAGGACUGGGACAGUUCCUUCUUCAGAUACAACCUGACUUUAAUAAUAACUUAUUUAUCCAGUUCUGGGAAACAGUUUUUGGAUGUAAAUUCCAAACCAAAACGAAUUAUUCUGUGGCUAAUGGGCCGGCGUGUACAGGGUUUGAGAUCAUUCGAAAAACACAAACUGCUUUUAAUGAUGUGUCAGAAUUAAGGGCUUCCUACAAUGUCUACAAAGCGGUGUACACCUUGGCACAUGCCCUACAUGACUUGGCUUCUUGUGUAGGAGGGAAUGGACCAUUUGAAAACAAUACCUGUGCAGAUAUAAGAUCUAUGAAGCAGUGGCAGCUUUUACAUUACCUGAAGAAAGUCAAUUUCACCAAUAAGCUGGGAGAAAGACUGGCUUUUGAUGACAAUGGAGAUGCACUGGCUAUCUAUGAUAUUGUAAACUGGCAACAAGCUGAAGAUGGAUCUGUGAAAAUUAGGACCAUUGGCAUUUUUGAUAAAUCUGCAAAUGCAGAGAGAGAACUUGUGCUUGACGAAGACAAUAUUUUUUGGAACUUUGAAUUGGGAAACAUUCCUGAAUCUUACUGCAGUAAAAGCUGCUUGCAGGGAACGAGAAAAGCUAUUCGCAAGGGAGAGCCAGUCUGCUGUUUUGACUGCAUACCAUGUGCUGAUGGAGAAAUCAGUAGUGGAAUUGAUUCUGUUGAAUGUGUUCCAUGCCCUUCUGAUUUUUGGUCAAAUCCUGGAAAAAACCACUGCAUUUUUAAAGAAAUUGAAUUUCUCUCAUAUGAAGAUGCAAUGGGAAUUACAUUAACUGCAGUCUCUUUAUCAGGAUUCUUCAUUUCAGUUGGUGUAUUGGCAGUUUUUAUCCAUUAUCGGCAUACUCCAGUUGUUAAAACCAACAAUUCUGAACUGAGCUUUCUCUUGCUAGCGUCACUAUCCAUGUGCUUUCUCUGCUCACUAUGUUUUAUUGGACAGCCUUCUCACAUCAGUUGCAUGAUGAUGCAUGCCAUUUUUGGAAUCAGCUUUGUUUUAUGUAUCUCCUGCAUUCUUGUAAAAACUAUAGUUGUGAUAGUGGUAUUUAAAGCUACCCAACCUGGUAAUAAUGUGAUACAGUGGUUUGGUAUUUCUCAACAAAGAUUCACUGUUUUCUUAUGUACUUUCACUCAGAUUCUAAUAUGUAUUGUAUGGCUGGCCACAGCCCCUCCAUUUCCUGUUAAAAACACAAAGUAUAACAUGUCAAAGAUUAUUCUGGAGUGUAAUAUUGGAUCAGUAACUGGGUUUAGCUUUCUUCUGGGAUACAUUGGAUUGUUAUCCGGUAUAUGCUUUCUUUUGGCCUUCCUUGCCAGAAAUCUCCCAGACAGCUUUAAUGAAGCUAGGUUCAUUACAUUCAGCAUGCUUAUUUUUUGUGCUGUUUGGAUAACUUUCAUACCUGCUUAUGUUAGCUCACCGGGGAAAUAUACUGUAGCUGUUGAAAUUUUUGCAAUAUUAGCUUCAAGCUUUGGUAUUCUGUUUGCAAUAUUCACUCCAAAAUGUUAUAUUAUUCUACUUAAACCAGAGCAGAAUACGAAGAAAGCACUCAUGAGCCGAUAGCUGUUUGCAGUUUAGUUAAUAAGGACUUGAAUGUUAAAUAUGCAAAUAUUUAUUAAAGACAGAAACAUUAAAUUAUAUCAAUCCAAAAA
Erpetoichthys calabaricus (reedfish) is the source of this 2442-nucleotide messenger RNA. Its product is annotated as extracellular calcium-sensing receptor-like. Lineage: Eukaryota; Metazoa; Chordata; Cladistia; Polypteriformes; Polypteridae. The transcript has 5 exons. Gene Ontology annotation, cellular component: membrane. Gene Ontology annotation, biological process: G protein-coupled receptor signaling pathway. The coding region runs from base 35 to 2353 and encodes 772 amino acids. The record is from RefSeq and is a predicted model, not a curated record. Gene Ontology annotation, molecular function: G protein-coupled receptor activity.